AUGAUGCCUGAUGUGGACUCCAACGAUGCCUCCAACAGCAUCUCCAAUGACGAUGAUGCCCCAUUACAGAAGGAUUUGAUGAAGAUUAGUCAGACUGAACUGGAUCGAGCCAUGGAGAUCAAGGCUGCUUUUCAGAAUGAUGGACGUCUGAGAGAGAUACCAUCCGACUUCAUGUGUGUUCAGUAUGCAUUAUGCAGUGCUGAUGAAAGUCUGGCACAAGUUUGUGAACGAGCCUACCCAGUGCAGUGUUUUCAAGAAGAGUACAAGAUUGCAGACACCCUCGAAGAAGGCAUUGAUUUUCCACCAAUAUACGUUACAGCACCCUGGAGCAUUUCUGCAAUGGAAUAUCUACUGAACAGCAAAGCUAUUUUGCUGUCAUGGAUUCUGCAGCUUUCUUUCCUUCAGUAA
Seminavis robusta is the source of this 408-nucleotide messenger RNA. The record is from the annotation of a GenBank genome assembly. NCBI's taxonomy places the organism in Eukaryota, Bacillariophyta, Bacillariophyceae, Naviculales, Naviculaceae.